AUGAGGCUUACCAACAGUAGUUGGUUUCAGCCACCUAUGUUUCUGCUAACAGGGAUCCCUGGACUGCAGGCUGUACAAAUAUGGAUCUCUAUUCCACUGUGUGUCAUGUACCUAAUUGCUCUCCUGGGGAACAGCACCAUUGUCUUCAUUAUCAAAACCACCACCAGCCUUCAUGAGCCUCAAUACAUAUUCCUGUCUAUGCUGGCGGCUACCGAUGUGGGUCUGUCUUUGUCAACUAUGCCUACAGUACUCAAUGUCUUCCUCCUGAAUCACAGGGAGAUUGAGUUCCAUUCUUGUCUGGCACAAAUGUUCUUCAUCCAUACCUUUUCUUCCAUGGAGUCAGCCAUCUUGCUUGCCAUGGCCUUUGACCGGUUUGUGGCUAUUCAUAACCCAUUGCACUACACUGUGAUUUUAACGCCUCCUCGGAUUAUUGGGAUGGGGCUUGCAGCUGUGCUCAGGGGUGUGUUUUUGAUGGUACCCUUACCAAUCCUGCUCAAGCGUUUGCCCUUUUGCAAAGAUGUUAUUCUAUCCCACUGUUAUUGCUACCACCCUGAUGUCAUGAAACUGGCCUGUGGCUCUGUUAGAGUCAACAUUAUUUAUGGAUUGUCCCUUGUCCUUUGCUCCUUUGGAAUUGACUCUGUGUUCAUUCUCAUUUCAUAUAUCUUGAUUUUGAGAACAGUCCUGGGGAUUGUCUCAGAGAAUGAUCAGCUCAAAGCACUAAACACUUGUGUUUCUCACAUCUUCACUGUCAUCAUCUUUUAUGUGCCUCUCAUUGUGCUGGCCCUAAUUCAUAGGUUUGGUACAUUCACAUCCCCUCUUCUCCAUGUCACUAUGGCCAAUCUCUUUCUCUUCCUGACUCCUGUCCUUAACCCACUGGUAUAUAGCCUAAAAACCAAGGAGAUAAGGUCAUCAGUAAAUAAGAUAUUCAAGGGCAGAGGAAAUUUGCUCACCUAG
Molecule: messenger RNA, 954 nt
Organism: Oryctolagus cuniculus (rabbit)
Lineage: Eukaryota; Metazoa; Chordata; Mammalia; Lagomorpha; Leporidae
Gene: OLR109
Product: olfactory receptor Olr109
Biological process (GO): G protein-coupled receptor signaling pathway
Cellular component (GO): plasma membrane
Molecular function (GO): G protein-coupled receptor activity; olfactory receptor activity
Source: RefSeq, marked inferred